Molecule: messenger RNA, 2098 nt
Organism: Acanthochromis polyacanthus (spiny chromis)
Lineage: Eukaryota; Metazoa; Chordata; Actinopteri; Pomacentridae
Gene: ahcy
Product: adenosylhomocysteinase
Exons: 11
Coding region: 129-1430 (433 amino acids)
Biological process (GO): L-methionine cycle
Cellular component (GO): cytosol
Molecular function (GO): adenosylhomocysteinase activity
Source: RefSeq, a predicted model, not a curated record
AAGUCGUCCUAAUGUGGCUCCGACGAUAAAAACCGAGCCGUCAUGUUUCUGUCCCUCCCUCUCUGCCUCUGUCCGUCGGCCAGGCUGCUGCACUCAACCUCCCCGGAACAAAAUACCCGAAAGCAAACAUGUCUGAGAAACUUCCCUUCAAAGUUGCUGACAUCAGCCUGGCUGAAUGGGGACGCAAGGCCAUCGAUAUCGCAGAGAACGAGAUGCCCGGCCUCAUGAAGAUGAGGGAGAUGUACGGUCAGUCCAAGCCUCUGAAGGGCGCUCGUAUUGCUGGCUGCCUCCACAUGACCCUGCAGACCGCCGUGCUCAUCGAGACCCUCACGGCCCUCGGAGCUGAGGUUCAGUGGUCCAGCUGCAACAUUUUCUCCACUCAGGAUCAUGCUGCCUCUGCCAUUGCCAAGGCUGGCAUUCCAGUAUAUGCAUGGAAGGGUGAGACCGAUGAGGAGUACGUGUGGUGCAUUGAACAGACCCUGUACUUCAAAGACGGUAAACCCCUCAACAUGAUCCUGGACGAUGGAGGAGACCUCACCAACCUGGUCCACCAGAAGUACCCUCAGCUGCUGAAAGGUAUCCGUGGAGUGUCAGAGGAGACCACUACAGGUGUCCACAACCUGUACAAGAUGAUGAAGAAGGGCGAGCUGAAGAUCCCCGCCAUCAACGUCAACGACUCCGUCACCAAGAGUAAGUUUGACAACCUGUACGGCUGCAGGGAGAGUCUCAUCGACGGUAUCAAGCGAGCCACCGACGUGAUGAUCGCUGGUAAGGUCGCCGUGGUGGCAGGCUACGGUGACGUCGGCAAGGGCUGCGUCCAGGCUCUGCGUGGGUUCGGCGCUCGUGUCAUCAUCACUGAAAUCGACCCCAUCAACGCCCUGCAAGCUGCCAUGGAGGGUUAUGAGGUUACCACCAUGGAUGAGGCUUGUCAAGAAGGAAACAUCUUUGUCACCACCACAGGCUGUGAAGACAUCAUCAUGGGACACCACUUUGAGAAGAUGAAGGACGACGCCAUCGUUUGUAACAUUGGACACUUUGACUGUGAGAUCGAUGUCAGCUGGCUCAACAAAAACGCCGCUCAGAAGAUCAAUGUCAAGCCUCAGGUUGAUCGCUAUCGUUUGAAGAACGGCCGUCACAUCAUCAUCCUGGCAGAGGGCAGACUGGUCAACCUGGGAUGUGCCAUGGGACACCCGUCUUUUGUCAUGAGCAACUCCUUCACCAAUCAGGUGCUGGCUCAGAUCGAGUUGUGGACGAACACCUCCAAAUACCCUCUUGGAGUCUACUUCUUGCCCAAGAAGCUGGAUGAGGAGGUGGCAGCCGCCCACUUGGAUAAACUGGGGGUGAAGCUCACCAAGCUGACAGACAAGCAGGCCAAGUACCUGGGCUUGCCCGCCGAGGGGCCCUUCAAACCGGACCACUACCGCUACUGAGCCCCCGCUGCCAGCCUGGGGAAGUCAAGAAGAAGAGAGAGGAGGAGGAGGAGGAGGUGUGGCCAGAACGGUGUUGGUGUUUCGGUGUAGCAGGGUUUGGUGGGUGGGAGCACUGGGAGAGUUUAACCCAGGUUGCACUCUGGGUGCCAUGUUUGGUUUUUGAUUGCCAAAUCUCAGUGAUUCAGGGAUACAAACAGACAGUUUUUGUGUUUGUUUUUCGCUUUAAAUAGCCUCUUGCAUCAACUGCUAGACAUUUACUUGACAAGUUGCAUCUCUGCCGAUCUAAGCGGUCAGGCAUGGCUGAAGUUUGGAACCUUGUUCUGCUGUUCUAAGGCGAAAUAUCUGCUCACCUGCUAGUGUUAAAUGAAUAACUUGUGGUCAAACUAGUUAACUGCAUCUACGCAAAGCUUCCAUCAGUAGCUUUCUGUAGGAGUUUGUGGACAUUGGGAGGAGGCGUCAGGUUGUUAAAGCUUGAGUUUAAACAAGUCAACGUGUUAGUUUGUCUCAUCUCACUUUGCUCUGACACACCAAUAUCCUCGGCCGUCUCUCCUCUUUCUCAUCAACGCUCUUCUGAAACACCAAGUGCUUCUGUGGCUGUAAAAGACAAUUCCUCCUGUUUAUAUCAUUCCCUCUCCAUUUAUGGAAUAAAAUAAACCCUGAUUCUUUUC